AUGUGUCGCAUAUUUGCCAUCCUAGUCGCCCUCGCGCUCCCAACGAGCACGUCCGCUAUUGCUGCGGCGCAUGUUGCGGCGCCUUCUCGCCGUCCGCCGCCGUCGAUGCUCGCUGCUGACGACCGCUGGGCGGCGGCAAGAGAGGCGGGCGAGCGCACCAGCCAGCGGACAGACCUUCUCGCGAGGUCUCUGCUCGCCGCACGCGCGUGCUCGCUGGCCUUCGUGCCUCCCUCCGCGAUUCGGUACGAGCCCUACGCCAAGGGCCUCCGCUGCGUCGCUCAGAUUGAGGACCCGGCGACCCUCUCCGGUGCCACCGUGCUCGAGACGGCGGCGGGCGAGGUGGUGCUUGCAUGCCGCGGCUCAGCCUCCUUCAAGAACUUUGGCACGACGACUGACAUCGGCCCCGAGCCGCUGCUCGCCAACCCAAUGGCGCGCGUGCACCGCGGCUUCCAGCGGGCGAGCGAGGGGAUGUGGCCUCUCCUGCGUCCGCACCUGCCGGCGACGGGAGGAAGGCUACUGGUGACGGGCCACUCGCUCGGUGGCGGGACGGCCACCCUGCUCGCGCUCAAGUGCGAGGCGGCUGGGCUGACGCCGGAGCUCAUCACUGUGGCGGGGCCGCGCCUCGGCGACGCCGCCUUCGCGUCCCACUACCGCGAGCGUUGCGGCGAGGCGGUGCAUUUGGUGCACGAGAGGGACGAGGUGCUCACGUCCAACACGAAGCUGUGGGACGACCUGGGCUUCGCGCACGUGCGGGCGGAGCAAAAGGUGGAGAGGCUGUACGACGACGGCAGCGGGGAGGCGUGCCUGGCAGCCGAGGGAGGGGGUGGCCCUCCCUCCCUUCAGGGCAUCCUCGUCGACCACUGCGAGUACCUUGGACUGUACAUCGGCGUGCGCGCGGAGCACCCAUCGGUGUGGCUGCGCCCUCCCUGGUGA
Messenger RNA from Emiliania huxleyi CCMP1516, 933 nucleotides. RefSeq lists its product as hypothetical. Lineage: Eukaryota; Haptophyta; Isochrysidales; Noelaerhabdaceae. Gene Ontology annotation, biological process: lipid metabolic process. The record is from RefSeq and is a predicted model, not a curated record. The transcript is spliced from 2 exons. The coding region runs from base 1 to 933 and encodes 310 amino acids.